GAGGGGGAUGUUACUAAUCGGGGCACAGAUACGUCCAUCGUGGCAACAUCAAUCUACACCAUAGCACUCAACUUCAACUCUCUUUCGGGCUCUCUCUGGGUUGUUCUUGCAUACACGCUUGCUUUCAUCAGUUCGCACCCCCUUCCCCGAGCGGUAACUGAUGCUUUGACAGGUUGUGCCGUUAUUUUUGCGAGGAGCAGCGACUUUGUUGGACGAAGAACCGCUGUGAUCGCUGCCUUUACCCUAUUUAUUGCCUUCUCCUUGGCAUGUGGAUUUUCUCGGAACAUAACUCAGUUGAUAAUAUUUCGAGCUUUGCAAGGCGUUGGUGGAGCUGGCCUGUAUGCUUUGCCACUAAUCUUGCUAGUUGAAGCGGGAACUUUGGAUCUGAAGCUUUUAACAUCGAGCUUGAUCGGGGCAAGUAUAUCACUGGCGGGGGCAGUUGGACCGGUGAGAAUUGCUGUAUCGCAAGGUAUAAUCAUGCUAAAUGCAGGCACAGAUUGUAGGAGGUCUGUUGACGUCCCAUGCGAGCUGGAGAUGGGUGUUCUAAAUCAAGUUAGUGUACACGUCGCAAGCAGUUUAAGAAAGAUUUCUGAUUUCCCAACAGUGCUCCCAUCGGCAUUAUUGCUGUUGUCUUCUUCGUUGCGGGGUGGCCGAAUAACACUACCGCAUAUGAUAACGAACCUCGCCUGUCUUUUUCUCAUUUUGACUACGUCGGCGCUCUACUGCAGCUCGGUGCAUCGCUUCUAG
Penicillium canariense is the source of this 747-nucleotide messenger RNA. RefSeq lists its product as uncharacterized. Gene Ontology annotation, molecular function: transmembrane transporter activity. Gene Ontology annotation, biological process: transmembrane transport. The record is from RefSeq and is a predicted model, not a curated record. The annotation marks the transcript as partial. Lineage: Eukaryota; Fungi; Ascomycota; Eurotiomycetes; Eurotiales; Aspergillaceae. The transcript is spliced from 2 exons.